Letharia lupina is the source of this 675-nucleotide messenger RNA. RefSeq lists its product as uncharacterized. NCBI's taxonomy places the organism in Eukaryota, Fungi, Ascomycota, Lecanoromycetes, Lecanorales, Parmeliaceae. The transcript has 2 exons. The record is from RefSeq and is a predicted model, not a curated record. The coding region runs from base 1 to 675 and encodes 224 amino acids.
AUGAUCAGGGUCCGUCGCAUGGUCGAUCUUGAAAUUGCGUCAUCGGCAACGGCUCACGAAGUAGAUAUCGAGUUCGCCCUUUCCAACUUCGUUCUAAUUUUCCAAAACCCCAAGAUGAUUUGCAGGACAAUACUUUCGCAGGGAUUCCGCCAUGCAUCGCGGCCUUCGCGACCAAUCGCCGCUAAUCUCUCCAAACCUCAUCUCACGCGCCUCACACCUUCACAACUACGACUUCUGUCUACAGAAACAAGAGCGGCAAUAGACCAAGCCGUGGCCUCGAAGCCUGUCGUACUGUUCAUGAAGGGUACGCCAGAGACACCACAAUGUGGAUUCUCAAGAGCAAGCAUACAGAUUCUUGGAUUGCAAGGUGUGGAUCCGAACAAGUUCUCAGCGUUCAAUGUGCUAGAAGAUGAGGAGCUCAGGCAAGGCACGAGCCCCUUUUGUCUGCGAGAUUCGUCCAGUACGUGCUCAUGUUUCCGGUCAGGUUUGAAAGAAUACUCGGACUGGCCUACGAUACCACAACUUUACGUGGGCAAAGAAUUUGUUGGGGGGUGUGACAUAUUAAUGUCGAUGCAUCAGAACGGAGAGCUUUCCAGGAUGUUGGAGGAGAAGGGAGUUCUUGUUCCUGCAGAAUCCCCUUCGGAAGCACCUUCAGAGGCACCUGCACAAUCGUGA